CCGACGCCGCCGACGACGCACGCUAACGCAUCCGUCGCCGUCCCGAAUGGUUAUAUAGGCUGCAGCCGCCGCGUAUUGCACACAGCCGACGCACGCGUACACCAGUUUGGAACGCGACAGAAACGCAUCGCACUAGCGUCUGCACUUUGACUGCGCCGUCAUGCUGUGCCGCGUGCGAUCGUCUUCCGUCUCCUCGUUGCAGCGGUAUCUCGUAUUGUCUACCGCGAUCUUUGCCACCGCCGCCGCCGCCGCCGCUGAUGCAGUAGUCGCGUUCGUUGGUGAUCCGGUGCGCGAUGCCCGUUGUUUCGCCAAAUGUUACCGUCAGAUCGCCGCUGAACAGCCCAAAUGUUAUAGCGGUUGUCUGAACGAGCGGUGGAUUAAUAAGCCGGGCGAGUGUCCGGUCGGCGACCUUGACAGCGUCGCCUCGCUGGACCGACCGUGUCUGGAGCAAUGCAAUUCCGACGACUUUUGUCACGCCGAGUACAAGUGCUGCCGACACAGCUGCGGCAUAACGUGCCAACAGCCCGUUGGCCUAGCCAACCAUCGUCCCGGUCUACCGGACGUACCGAACGUCGUCGCUGUGUCGGACUACGGUAAGGCGCUGGUGGUCGAGUGGUCGGCGCCGUUCCCGGGCACAUCCGCAGGUCACGUGACGUACCUGGUCCAGGAAAGGCACCACGUGGGUACCGCGUACGUACCGGAGCGUAUGACCACGUGGGCUAUGGUGACCAGGACGGACAGGACACGUGAACAGUUCCGACAACUGCACGCGCCAGGACGGUGGUUCCAGUUCCGCGUCGCCGCCAUCAACGAGAACGGCACCAGCGGAUACUCGCCGCCGUCCGAGCAGUUUUUCGUUGACAUCGGACCGCACGUCGAUCCGCCCGGACCGCCGCAAGACCUGACGGUGUCGUCGUUGAAGUGGACAAACAAGGAGUACCAGCAAUGCGUGCUGUCGUGGACGCCGCCAGCCGAGUCCGUUUUACCCGUCCGAAAGUACAAAGUGUUCAUCAGCGUACGCGACGGACCGCACGUUUACCACAAACGGAAUGUGGUCCCGGCAGAUAUUUUGAGGUUUACAAUCAAAAAGCUGAACUCAAAUUCCGAAUAUUUUCUUCAAGUGCAAGCCAUUAGCGAAUUCGGAAGAAAAAGAUUCGCUGGUCAAAAGGCUUCGACAACCCUGAAAACCAAAGGAAAAAAAAUAUUAAAUACUAAAGAAAUCACAGGAAUUAAAAUUGUGGUUAUAGGCGAUCCUGACAGUCGUAAUUUAAUUAACGCUAGACUAUCUUGGAGACCAGUGACGAUGACAUUAAAGAAAUUCCAUUAUACAUUAUCGUGGUCUUCUAAAGAUUGCAAUGAUGAGAGUAAGCCAUUAAGAGCAAGAACUGAAGUGCCGUACUUUGAUUUAUUUUCAUUAAAACCACAAUGCGAGUAUUUCAUUAUAAUUUCAACUACAUUUAAUGGAUCCAAAUACGUGGGUUCAUUUAAUUUUACACCUACUGUAUUGAAGCUUUGAAAAUUGAAAUACUUAUAUAAAUGGUACUUUAUUUAUACUUUCUAGAAAAAUAAGAAAAUUAUAAAUAGUAUUGAAUUAAUAAACGAUAGAAAUGUAGCAAUAUUCUUGCAUGUGGAAACUUUUAUACUUAUAUAUUAUAAUAUUAUAUUGAUGAAUGAUGUUUUAGCUGUCUAAGGUUUUAUUAUUUAUGCUUUUGAAGACGUUAUAUUUGAAAAAGUAUAAGACUGCCUAUCUACUAUUAUUAUAGUAGGACGUAGGUACCUAUAAUACUUUAUUUUUUUUUGUUAUGUGUUUAAUAUUACAAUAUUGACAAUCGGAGAUUUUAAAAUUACCGGUUAAAUGUAUUGCAAAGACAAAUUUCCUUCAACUUAUUUAAUUUAUUUUGUACUCGGUAAAUUUUUUGUAACUUUGCAACUAUCUACUUAUGUUUUAUUUAUAAGUUUAUUUUAUUAUAUUCGUAUAAUCAUAAUAUUUUACGUGUAAGUAUACCUUGUAUGUAUAAUGUAUAUUCUAUUGAUACAGUUAUUAGUUAAAACAUUGAUCGAUUUGUACUUAAUGGUAAUUUGUAUUUUUAAUUUGAACACAAAUUAUAAAAACGAUUCAAAAGCA
Messenger RNA from Acyrthosiphon pisum (pea aphid), 2125 nucleotides. It is a transcript of the gene Kal1, whose product is annotated as anosmin-1 Kallmann syndrome 1. The coding region runs from base 161 to 1516 and encodes 451 amino acids. Gene Ontology annotation, molecular function: peptidase inhibitor activity; protein binding. The transcript has 7 exons. The record is from RefSeq and is a predicted model, not a curated record. Gene Ontology annotation, cellular component: cell surface; extracellular region. Gene Ontology annotation, biological process: neuron differentiation. Lineage: Eukaryota; Metazoa; Arthropoda; Insecta; Hemiptera; Aphididae.